Molecule: messenger RNA, 958 nt
Organism: Meleagris gallopavo (turkey)
Lineage: Eukaryota; Metazoa; Chordata; Aves; Galliformes; Phasianidae
Source: RefSeq, a predicted model, not a curated record
CUGACUUGCUGCCAUCUGCCGCUGUGUGACACUGUCUGCCCCCUUGCAGAGCUCCAUCCCAUCACACCAAGAUGUCUUGCUACGACCUGUGCCCACCAAAAACCAGCGUUGCCGUGCCCCAGCCCAUCGCUGAGAGCUGCAACGAGCUGUGCGCGCGCCAGUGCCCCGACUCAACGGCCUUCAUCCAGCCACCGCCCGUCGUCGUCACCUUCCCCGGCCCCAUCCUCAGCUCCUUCCCCCAGCAAGCCGUGGUGGGCUCCUCCGGAGCACCUGCCUUUGGGGGCUCCCUGGGGCUGGGGGGCCUCUACGGCGCCGGGGCCACUCAGGGCUCGGGGGGCCUCUGCACCUUUGGCAGACCCUACGCUUCUCCUGCCUGCAGCCCCUGCCCCUUGCCCCUCUACAGCAGGAAGCUGUGGAACACCUGUGGGCCCUGCUAAACUCAGGCCCUGCCUGCUCCCAGCAUCACCUUCGUCCUCACAUGCCUGAACUCCUGGGCCUGGAGUGUUGAGGAGUGCUGAGCAUCUCCAGCUAUGGCAGAGACCUGAGCAGAUGGUAGUGCUGGCACCUUUGCAUGCUUUGCCCAGUUCUCCUGCCCAUUCCUCUUCUUCCAUGGACUUCAACAUGAACCUGGCUGGGCUUUUCUCCUCUAUCCCCGUCUCCUUAUGUUCUGGGAACAAUAAAGUUUUCCUGCAUUCGCAAAUGCCUUCUCCCUCUCUUUGUUGUUCUUUCAAAUAAGUACCAGGUGCUUUUGUGACAGCUGAGGUUGAGUAAAUCCUGCUGAUAAGGAUCCCAGGUUUUCCUUCGUACUGUGGGUGUGCUUAAAGUAGAUAUGGCAGAGGGGUCCUUUUGGUGGGGCUUUGGGAGCUGUGGAAGGAACGGAGAGGAGGACGGUGCUGACCACACUCCCUUGCCCAUCCUCCUCAGCUGUGCAGUGGGACCGCUCUGCCAAGUCGUGCUG